Tachyglossus aculeatus (Australian echidna) is the source of this 1475-nucleotide messenger RNA. RefSeq names its product aurora kinase A (gene AURKA). Gene Ontology annotation, cellular component: spindle pole centrosome; spindle microtubule; spindle midzone. Lineage: Eukaryota; Metazoa; Chordata; Mammalia; Monotremata; Tachyglossidae. The record is from RefSeq and is a predicted model, not a curated record. Gene Ontology annotation, biological process: mitotic spindle organization; regulation of cytokinesis; protein phosphorylation. The coding region runs from base 41 to 1288 and encodes 415 amino acids. Gene Ontology annotation, molecular function: ATP binding; protein kinase activity. The transcript has 9 exons.
GCAAGCAAGCAAACGCGCCAGGGAAGGAGCUAGAAGCAACAUGGAAAGAGGUGUAAAGGAAAAGACCCAUGGAAUAGCAGGUUCUAGAAUUAAGACUGCAGUUCCACUCGGGGAUGGUCCAAAACGCGUUCCGAUUGCUCAGCCCUCUCAGAACCGGUUACCUGGAGGCGGAGGCCAAGCACAGCGUGUCUUAUGUCCUUCAAAUCUCGCACAGCGAGUUCCUUCACAGGCCCCAAAGCCAAUAUCCAACCAGAAGUUAGCGUCCAGUCAGAAACCAGUCCCAAACCAGCAGUCCCAGGCCCCCCCAUCUCAUCCGGCACCAAGGCCACAGCCUACAAUGCCAAACAAAGACCAGGCUCAACCCCCAACAUCCGCAAACAUUCCUGAAAAGAGAGAAGUACCUAGCCAGAAAGAGGCACCUAGUCAGAAGAAUGAAGAAUCAAAAAAACGGCAGUGGUCAUUGGAUGACUUUGAUAUCGGUCGCCCUUUGGGAAAAGGAAAAUUUGGAAAUGUUUACUUGGCCAGGGAGAAACAAAGCAAAUUUAUCCUGGCACUGAAGGUGCUAUUUAAAGGCCAGCUGGAGAAAGCAGGAGUUGAACAUCAACUGCGACGAGAAGUCGAAAUCCAGUCUCAUCUUAGGCAUCCAAAUAUUCUCAGAUUAUAUGGGUAUUUCCAUGAUGCCACCCGGGUUUACUUAAUUCUAGAAUAUGCACCUCGUGGAGAAGUAUACAGAGAACUUCAGAAAUUUUCCAAGUUUGAUGAACAGAGAACUGCUACUUAUAUCACAGAGUUGGCUGAUGCCCUUUCGUACUGCCACUCGAAAAAAGUGAUUCACCGAGAUAUUAAGCCUGAAAAUCUGCUGCUCGGAUCGGAUGGUGAACUGAAGAUUGCUGACUUCGGAUGGUCUGUGCACGCCCCCUCGUCGAGGAGAACAACUCUGUGUGGCACUCUUGACUACUUGCCUCCCGAGAUGAUUGAAGGCAGAAUGCAUGAUGAGAAGGUGGAUCUCUGGAGUCUUGGAGUCCUGUGUUAUGAAUUUUUAGUGGGGAAACCUCCUUUUGAGGCAGAAACCUACAACGAAACUUACAGGAGCAUUUCAAAGGUUGAAUACAACUUUCCUGGAUUUGUAACAGAUGGAGCUAAGGAUCUUAUCUCAAAACUUCUGAAGCAUAACCCAUACCAGAGGCUAACUUUAAAGGAAGUGCUCGAACACCCAUGGAUCACGGCCAACUCUUCGAAAGCACCGAACAGCCUAAAGAAGCAAGGGUCCACCAGCACAAAAUCCUAGAUCCUUAAGUUGAGGAAACCUCUCUGGACCAUGAGUACUGUGUUAUCAAGUAGAACAUGCUGCUGAAACUAGUUUUGACCAAAAGCCUUCUGUCUAAGGAGGUGUUAAGUCCAUUUGUUUCCAAACUGAGCUGUCAGUAUUUAAGUCCUCAACAACUGUAAUUCAGGAAACUUGACCCUUAUUUAAA